AUGCCUCUGCUUUGCUCGAAUCCCACAUCCACUAUCUUCCUUGCUUUACCUGCAACGCUUCACUGGAGUGCUGUGGUGGUGGUCACCACCCCCCCCCCUCUGUGUGCGUGCAGGGAGCUGUAUGAGGUGGCCAUCGCAGUGCACGUGCGCAGCGGUCACGGCACCACCGCCCUUCACCUGCACCGCCUCAUGGACGCCGCCCAUCCCUCCCUCCCUGCCGCCCGUCCUGCCACCCAUGGCACCCUGCCUGCGUGUGAGGAUGCUGCCCCGCCUGCUCCCCAAGGUGGCCUCCAGAGGGCCUCGCAUGGUGCUGCCUGCGCAGCUCAUGGGGAUGCGACGCCCCCAGCACAAGGGAGUUCGGUGGAGGCAGGGAAGGCGUUGGAAGAAGCAUCGCGAUUGGAGGGGGCUGGACAUGGGCAAAGACGGGGGAACACGUGGAGUGGAGUGGCAGGGCGAGUAGCGGAUGGGCAGAGCGGAUGUUUGCAGCCCAGCAGCAGCAGCAGCAGCAGCAGCAGUGAGGGAAACAUGAGCAGCAGCGAGGAAGCUUCCUCGGAGCUCACGUUUCUGGAAGCCAUUGAUGCCGCGCUCACCCACGCCCUGGCUCAGGUGUGCCCUCACCCACGCACGCCCUGGCUCAGGUGUGCCCUCACCCACGCACGCCCUGGCUCAGGUGUGCCCUCACCCACGCACGCCCUGGCUCAGUGUCCCGUUGCAGCGCCUGUGUGCAGUGAUGCUGCGUGCACGGCCAAGUGUGUGGUGCCUGGCUGCCCCCCCCACAGGACAUUGCACGCGCCUCCUCUGCUGCGCCGCCACCCCCCUCCUGCAGCAGCACUGGCAGCGCGCGCAACAGCAUGGGCGGAGGUGUGGGGAGGGGCAUGGCACAUAGAGGGCACAGCAGUGGUGGCAGCGGGUGGCAGUAGCCGAUGGGAGGAGGCAGUGGCAGAGAAGGUGGCGAACAAGGCUGAUUCGGGUGGCAUUUCCGGAUUGGUUGCUGACCUGGCAGCGUCAGGCAUUCGGGUGAAACCACGUGCCGUGCAGAGCGCCAUCCGCCAGCUGCUGCUGCAUGACGACUGCCACACCGCUCUCGCCGCCGCUGCUGCACCUCCCGCCCGCCCCACCCACCCCGCUGCACCCGCCGCCACUGCCAUCGCCAUCCGGCGGCCCGCGACAAGCAGCGAGGCAGCAGGGCGAGUGGGCGAGGUGGAGAGGGCAGAGGCGAAUGAAGAGGAGGCAGGCAGCGGUGGGGGGGGCAGCGAUGCAGAGGCGGUGCCGUGGCUGGAGCGCGCCAUCAGCCUCGUGGAUGCUCUGCCGCGUCUGGUGGGUCACGGCAUGGCUGUGAUGCCAUGGCCGGAUGGCAUGACUUUCGCCCAGCAGCCAACGGCCUAUGUGUAUGCGGAGCUGCUGCGAGCGUGUGUGCGCAAGCGGCAGUGGCGGUGGGGGGAGCAGCUGUGGCAGCAGAUGGGGGCGGCGGGCGUGCAGGCGGACGUGCCGUGCUGGCAGGCCCGCCUGCGCUGCCUGGGGGCUCUCAACCGCGUCGCAGGCACGUCGCACGCGCUGCUGGCGGAGGCGGCAGCAGCGGGCACGGCCAUGGAGAGACACCCCGACCUGCUGCGUGACCCCCCCCUCUCCUGCUCGCCCCAGCAGUGCACUGCUGAGGGAGUGCCAGCGGGCCAAUGA
This is a messenger RNA of Closterium sp. Naga37s-1, 1677 nucleotides long. The record is from the annotation of a GenBank genome assembly. Lineage: Eukaryota; Viridiplantae; Streptophyta; Zygnematophyceae; Desmidiales; Closteriaceae.